AGUCGCCACUGUCCUGAGCACAGCUGGACUCCGCUUCUAACCCCGCGCCAGCGACGUUGCCCACCGCGGCUGCGGGCACCGGAUACCGUGCUCCCGUGCCAGUCGGGGAUGCGAGCUGCUCCCGCGACGGCAUGGCAGCCUCAGGGUGGGGCCGGGGAUGCGACAUCCUCAUCUUCUACAGCCCAGAUGCGGAGGAAUGGUGCCAGUACCUACAGGAUCUUUUCGUGUCCUGCCGGCAGGUCCGUAGCCAGAAGAUGCAGACAUACUGCCUGGUCCCGGAUGCCGCCUUCUCUGCCCAGGACCUGUGGGUCUUCAGGGAUGCGCGAUGCGUGCUGGUGCUACUGUCUGCGGGGCUGGUGGGAUGCUUCGGCCAGCCAGGUCUGCUGCCAAUGCUGCAGCGCGCCUGCCACCCACCGCAGCGUGUGGUGCGGCUGUUGUGUGGAGUGCAGCCAGGCGACGAGGACUUCCAGGCCUUCUUUCCUGACUGGGCCCACUGGCAGGAACUGACCUGUGAUGAUGAGCCAGAGACCUACGUGGCGGCUGUGAGGAAGGCCAUUUCUGAAGAUUCUGGCUGUGACUCAGUAACCGACACAGAGCCCGAGGACGAGAGAGCGCUUCCUUUCUCAAAGCAGACAAACCUGCCUUCGGAGAGAUCGCCUGGGAACCUGAUGGUGGUACAGCCGGACCGCAUUCGCUGUGGGGCAGAAACCACUGUGUAUGUCAUUGUGAGAUGCAAGCUGGACGAGACGGUGUCAACAGAAGCAGAAUUCUCUCCUGAGGAUUCUCCCUCCAUCCGGGUGGAAGGCACGCUGGAAAAUGAAUACACGGUCUCUGUGAAAGCACCAGACCUCUCCUCAGGGAAUGUUUCUCUGAAGGUCUAUUCUGGGGACCUGGUGGUCUGCGAAACCACCGUCAGCUAUUAUACCGACAUGGAGGAAAUUGGGAACUUACUGUCCAGUGCUGCAAAUCCUGUGGAGUUUAUGUGUCAGGCCUUUAAAAUCGUGCCCUACAACACAGAGACUCUCGAUAAACUGCUCACCGAGUCCCUGAAGAACAACAUCCCCGCAAGUGGACUGCACCUCUUUGGGAUCAACCAACUGGAAGAAGAUGAUAUGAUGACAACUCAGAGGGACGAAGAGCUGCCCACGCUGUUGCAUUUUGCUGCCAAGUACGGACUGAAGAACCUCACUGCCUUGCUGCUCACCUGCCCAGGGGCUCUCCAGGCCUACAGUGUGGCCAACAAGCAUGGCCACUAUCCUAACACCAUCGCUGAGAGACACGGCUUCAAGGACCUGCGCCAGUUCAUCGACGAGUAUGUGGAAACUGUGGACAUGCUGAAGAUGCACAUUAAGGAGGAGUUGAUGCAAGGGGAGGAGGCAGACGACGUGUACGAGUCCAUGGCCCACCUGUCCACAGACCUGCUGAUGAAGUGCUCCCUCAACCCUGGCUGUGAUGAUGAGCUGUACGAGUCCAUGGCUGCCUUCGCCCCAGCAGCCACAGAAGACCUCUAUGUUGAAAUGCUUCAGGCCAGUGCAGGGAACCCAGUCUCUAGAGAAAGUUUCUCUCGGCCCACCAAAGACUCGAUGAUCCGCAAGUUUCUAGAAGGUAACAGUGUGAAGCCGGCCAGUUGGGAGAGAGAGCAGCACCACCCCCAUGGGGAAGAACUCUAUCACACCGUGGAUAAAGAUGAGGCCUUCUCUGUGGACCUGGCCAACAGGCCCCCUGUCCCUGUGCCCAGGCCAGAGGCCAGCGCUCCUGGUCCCUCCCCACCGCCUGACAAUGAGCCAUACAUUUCUAAAGUUUUUGCAGAAAAAAGUCAGGAGCGGCUUGGGAAUUUCUACGUUUCUUCAGAGAACAUCAGAAAAGAGCCACUUGUGAGGCCAUGGAGGGACAGGCCUCCAUCGAGCAUCUAUGACCCAUUUGCUGGGAUGAAGACGCCAGGCCAGCGGCAGCUCAUCACCCUGCAGGAGCAGGUGAAGCUGGGCAUUGUCAACGUGGACGAGGCCGUGCUGCACUUCAAAGAGUGGCAACUCAAUCAGAAGAAGCGAUCCGAGUCCUUCCGAUUCCAACAGGAAAAUCUUAAAAGACUAAGAGAGAGCAUCACCCGAAGACAGAGAGAGAAGCGAAAGUCAGGGAAGCACGCAGACCUGGAGAUCACAGUUCCAAUCCGACAUUCACAGCACCUUCCGGAGAAAGUGGAGUUUGGCGUGUAUGAGAGCGGCCCCAGGAAGAGCGUCUUGCCGGCCAGGACAGAGCUGAGACGCGGGGACUGGAAAACAGACAGCACAUCCAGCUCAGCAAGCAGCACGAGUAACCGGUCGAGCACACGGAGCCUUCUCAGCGUGAGCAGUGGAAUGGAGGGCGACAACGAGGACAAUGAAGUCCCUGAAAUUACCAGGAGUCGUGGCCCAGGUCCUAUGCAGGUGGAUGGAGCUCCAGUUGUGACCGGAACACCAGUCGGGAUCCUUGAGAGACCCCCUAGGGUGCCUCCUCGAGCAGCUUCACAGAGACCUCUAACCCGGGAGUCCUUCCAUCCUCCUCCGCCGGUUCCACCCAGAGGUCGCUGAUCCCACCUCGUAGAUCCAGCCAACUUCGGGAUUUUUAAGACUAGCAAUUCUCAGCCUGUUGAUGAAGUCUUCAUAUUGAGUCUUGGACCUUGAGAGCCACUGUCACUGGUGAUGGUGGAGCCCUGCUGGUUUGGGUGAUCCUUGAAGACAUCAUUAAGGGGUGAUGAAACCUGAGAUGAAGGCGUCUUUGUUUUGGCAAACAUUCUAGUUUGCCAAAAGGAUGAAGAUACUUACCUCUCAUAUCCUACAGCAGGAGACUACCAGGAUUGAUGGGCAUGUGCUUAUCAAGUGAGCCUACUGUAGGAAACAUCCAUCAGCCCAUACAUACCUGGUAGUGCAGCCUAAUUUCUGGAAGUGAUUAUAGCCCUUCCAGCAGAGGUAGGAAGGGAUCUAACUUUGAAGUAGUUCUUCCACAUUUCUAUGUUUGUCCUGGGGCUGGUCACAUACAACACACUGAAAAACAUCUUAGAAGGGGUUAAGCCAGACUCCUGUUCCAGUGUGGCAUUUGGAGUCCCCCAGAAGUGUGGAACAGGUGGUUCUGUCGUCACCCUCUUUCUCUUGAGUGUGUACGUGUGUGGUGUGCAUGUGUGGUGUCUUGUCUGUCUGUCUGUCUGUCUGUCUGUCUGUCUGUCUGUGGGCAUAUGUAUGUGCCUCUGUGUGGAGACUAGAAGUAAUGUUGGAAGUCUCUGUCACUCUCCCUCUAUUCACUGAGGCAGAGAUUAUUGGUACAAUCAGUCUAGCUUGCUCCAGGGAUCUCCUGGCUCCAUUCUCCCAGUGCUGAAAUUGCAGGCAGGUUACCAUGGCCCCUUGGCAUCUGUGGGAUGCUGGGGAUCUGAAUACUGGCCCUCAUGCUUGGACAGCAAGCACUUUAUCUACUGAUCUGUCUCCCCAGCCCCUGUCAGCACACUUUGUGUCUCUAAGAAGUCCAAUCCUUCCACGUCUCACCCUCUCUUAAGAACUCUCCAAAUGUAGAAAUAGAGCCAUACCUCACUGUCUGCCUUCCAGACAUUUCCCUUUUCUGAAUCACCCAGGCAUGGGACUAUCAGCUGCCGCCUUCACUCUGGGCUUUCUUACCUUGGUAUGCUGUCCAGCUAGCUGUGUUGUAGGAAACCAUUGAAAAUGAUCAGAACCAGAGUAUGGGCUGGCCUUUAUAUGCCUUGGUUCUUGCCAUAAAGAAGGAGAAGGACCCUUGAUUUUUCUUUCCCUUCUGAGGGAGCCUGAAGUGGUAGAAGAAAGAAGCUAAAAUGUUUUCCCCCAGUAACAAUACUACUGCGACUACAGACUGUUACAAUCAAGUCUGGUAAAUCUGUACAGAGUAUAGACCUGUUACUAUGUUAUGAAUUUUGAAUUCCUGUUAUACAAACCUAUCUUCAGACCAUAAAUCCUUAAUUUUACCUAUGUAUACAGUAAAGUUAUCAGAAGGGGUCCCUUUAAAAUACAAGUAAUAUGGUUGUUUCUCAUGAAACCAUUGUCUAGUCCCAUAUAGAUAUAUAUUGAUCUAUUUAACUGUAUUCCUACUGGGCCCUUUUCUCAUAAUUAAAGAUUUUCCUUCAAUCUCAUUCCACCUUCCAAUACUUCCUGAGUUUAACUUCUGGGGGACUCUUGAGUUGUUGUGUAAAACACACCAUUGAUCAUGUCUACCAUGGGAAAGUCUUUUCACAAAUUAUCUCACAGAGAACCUGGAACAUGGUAGCCACUCUGCAAGUGUCCCUCAACCCUCUUGUCACUUGUUUGGGAGAAGUAAGAGAAUAUCACAUAGAACAAAGAUGACAUCCCUUCUCGGGGAUUUUGAUAAAAGAUUUGUAUCUCAUUAUCUUAAGCCCCCUUUGGAUACCAAACUGAAGUUAGUGUACAUAUUCUGGUGAACAAAUUUGAUAGCAACACUGCUGUCUGUGCAAUGUCUGGAUAUAUUAUUGCAUUUUAUUCUUGUAUUAAAAUAAAUAGAAAACA
This is a messenger RNA of Mus pahari (shrew mouse), 4517 nucleotides long. It is a transcript of the gene Pik3ap1, whose product is annotated as phosphoinositide-3-kinase adaptor protein 1. The record is from RefSeq and is a predicted model, not a curated record. Lineage: Eukaryota; Metazoa; Chordata; Mammalia; Rodentia; Muridae. Gene Ontology annotation, cellular component: cytosol. Gene Ontology annotation, biological process: signal transduction. The transcript has 17 exons. Gene Ontology annotation, molecular function: signaling receptor binding; phosphatidylinositol 3-kinase regulatory subunit binding. Bases 132 to 2567 code for a protein of 811 amino acids.